AUGUGAUCACGUUAAUGAAAGCUUAGGAUUGCUAAACAAUUAGAUACUGACCGUGCACAACUGUGCCAUUAUUUUCAUAGAGCCGCAGCGUUUAUUUUCCCAUAGGAUUUUGCACUAUAUACAGGGCAGGUUUUAAUUAAAAAAAGUCACAAUCAUGGUCUACAAUACCUGUUUAAACUAGACUACAGAGCACUUGUGCUUGUUUCCAGCUCUGCAAACGGUCAAUUGAUUUUUGAUCUGGCCAUCUCACCGAAGACACACUACCUCUAGUCCCCAGAGAGGGUGACACAACGACAGAAGGAGAGGAGAAGGUACCUCUGUGUAGAGGGGGCGUGGGGUUCCCAUUGUUUGCAUGUAUACUGGGGGAGGUACCCUCCUCCUAACGUGCUGCAGUUAUACCUUUAAAUGCACUUGCUCUGGCUGCUGCAUUCGUCCUCACUUGCUAUGAAUGCUGAUUUGUGGUGCGCUCUUCAGGUCUUCUCUCAGCUGUCAUUUUUCGCAUUGCACACACAAGCGAGGCAGACACAAUUACACACGGUGACAUAAGGAGGAGUUGGAACUCAAGAAAAAAAAUUAUAUAUUUUAUGCAAAGCAAGGCACACCCGAGCCUUGGCAGACGGUAGCUUGGAAUAAGCAGCUGCUGACACUGGAGGCUUUGGACUGUGAAGCUCGGGGCUACAGAAGACUAGGAGCAGGAGCUUUUUACUUUGAUGGUUUGUGCAUGUUUUCAAGAUUAGGAACGUACACAGUCCUUCGUUCAGAGGGGAGGAAGACGGGAAGUGUUUGAAUUGCAGUGAUAUUGUAAAAGGGACAGAUGUUGCGGUAGCUCGGACCUACUGCGGAACCAAGAUUGGGACCUUAAAAAUCAGCAACAACACAAAGACGGUGGCUAGGACGGGAAGGACUCAUUUCACCAGUGACAACCAAACCAGUUCAAGCAUUGGGACCUACAGGAGCACUUGGAUCGGUACCGGGAAGUUGUCAUUUACAGGGUCUAGAACAGGAAGAAUUCCAAGCCCUGGAAGUGGGGUCCGUAUUGAGAGGUUUGUCAGCAGUGACCAGGGGUGCAGUAAUCAGAUUGGGGGGAUUUAUUGCACAGACCCUGGGACUGGGGCGUCAGGCAGCUCCUGGAACGGGAGAAGCCACUGGGCUGAAAGCUACGGAAGGAGCCCUCCUCGUGUUAGAACCGAGGGAGGGAGUGGGAGGUUUGAUCGUUGGCAGCGCCCCGAGGUACGUUUGACUGGCUACUCGGCGCGGAAGGACCAGUGGCAGGACCGCCGCUGCUGCGGCGGCGGGGGUGGUGCGAGCGCUGCCGACUUUGGGGGUCGGACGCUCGGUACCUCCGUACAAGGCAGCCCCUGCCGGGGGACUAUGUGUGGUGGUAGUGGCGAGGAAGAAGAAGAGACCGAGAUCCAGGAGUGCAGUGUCAGCAGCGCUGAGGAAGUGCGCACACUAUCUGGCAGUAUGGUGAGCGGCACUGGCCCCGAUGGACAUAAAACCAAUGGUGAACUUCCCUGCCAGCCCCCCAGCCUCCCUUUUGUGGGAGAACUGCUGCGCUCCCGGGUGGCUGCAGCCACCAUCCUCAGCAUCGGCAACGUUCUCAACUACCUGGAUCGCUACACUGUGGCAGGUGUAUUACUAGAUAUACAGCGACAUUUUCAGGUCAGUGACAGUGGAGCUGGUUUACUUCAAACAGUUUUCAUCUGUAGUUUUAUGGUGGCUGCUCCCAUCUUUGGUUACCUUGGCGACCGAUUCAACAGGAAGAUUAUUCUCAGCUGUGGAAUUUUCUUCUGGUCUGCUGUCACCUUUUCUAGUUCUUUCAUCACAAAAGAGUACUUCUGGUUGCUUAUUCUUAGCCGAGGUUUGGUUGGUAUUGGAGAAGCAAGUUACUCCACUGUUGCCCCAACGAUUAUUGGAGACCUCUUCACUAAAAAUGCAAGAACUCUGGUGCUGUCCAUCUUUUACUUUGCAAUUCCCCUGGGCAGUGGUUUGGGCUACAUCAUUGGAUCGAGUGUGAAACAAGCUGCAGGAGAUUGGCAUUGGGCCCUGAGGGUUUCUCCAGUGGUGGGGAUGUUUGUGGGUGCACUUAUCCUAAUUUUUGUGUCAGAGAGCAAAAGAGGAGAGUCUGACCAGCCUGGAAGCCAAAUGACAGCCAGGACACCAUGGAUCCGAGAUAUGAAGGCACUGAUAAAAAACCGUAGCUAUGUGUUUUCAUCACUGGCUUCAGCAGCAGUGUCGUUUGCCACAGGAGCACUAGGGAUGUGGAUUCCCACGUACCUCUAUAGAGCACGAGUUGUACAGAAUGUGGUAGACCCAUGUAGCAAGGAGCCCUGUAGCACCAAAGACAGCUUACUGUUCGGAGCUAUCACAUGUGUUACUGGCUUCUUGGGAGUCAUCAUUGGAGCUGCAGCUACUCGAUGUGGCCGACUGAAAACACAGCGUGCUGACCCUCUCGUCUGUGCCAUCAGUAUGCUUGGGUCUGCUAUCUUCAUCUGCCUCAUCUUUGUUGCUGCAAAAACCAGCAUCUGGGGAGCAUAUAUCUGCAUAUUCAUUGGGGAGACUCUCCUGUUUUCCAACUGGGCCAUAACAGCUGACAUCCUAAUGUAUGUUGUUAUUCCCACCCGUCGAGCAACCGCCAUGGCUCUUCAAGGUUUCACAUCUCAUUUGCUGGGAGAUGCUGGCAGCCCCUACCUCAUUGGUCUUAUCUCUGAUGCAAUACGCCAUAGUAAGGCUGAGUCCACUAUCUGGGAGUUCCUGAGUCUGGGCUACUCACUUAUGCUAUGUCCCUUCGUUGUGGUACUGGGUGGAAUGUUUUUCCUGGCUACUGCCCUUUACUUCCUCGAUGACCGGGAAAAAGCUGAACAACAGGAUAAGUUUGAAUCACUGACCACUUCGUCAUCUGGGAGACGUUACAGGAGGUUGCAUUGUCAAAUUCAAGCACUGACUGCAGAGGAUGAGUCAGCUUGCGAUGCCGCAACCUUCUUUUAAAGUCUGAUAUGAUAUCACUAAGGACAUGGAAAGCCCUCAUUUCGGAUGCACAUGUCAAGUCUUCCAGAAAACUGCUGUCUACUGCUUGGCACCAUUCAGCAGAAAUCUUGAAGCCUGACAAUCUACCCCUUACCUGGAGAAACAUGUGAAGCAUCGAUAAAACCUCCGUUCCUGUGGAACAAUACAGUAAGACACCAUGGCCAUGGAUGCACCUGCUCAGCCAUUCUUCCAGCAUUAAGCAGGCUUCACAGGAUGCAUGGAUAUUAGUGUAAAUCUUAAUGGGAAUCCUGGUGAAAAUUAGUUUGCAAAGAACUGGAGAAUGGUAGUGAUCAUGUGUUGUUCACUACAGAAUAUCAUAUACCUACACUACAAGAGUGCUACACUUGGGCAACAGUGUAUUAGUAUCUGCCAGCAUCACCACCUUUGUGGUACAGCUGAUGCAGAGUGUUAACCUUACAUUGAUUCAGUCUAGCACUGACAUGAACAUGGCUGAACUUUUACGAAUUUAGAGUUAAAUGUCUGUCCACUGAAGGCAUGCUAUUUUUGAAGGGAAGAGCCAGUUGAGGGUAUAAGGAACAUCAGUGGGCCCAUAGUUUCCACAUAAUGUGAAUAACCUUUCUAUUCAUUCUAUAAACACCCCCUUAUUGCAGCAACCUGCCAGAAAGAAAGUCGUCCGUUGAAGAUUUUCUUACUCUUGUCAAUGCAUGGGAAGUCAUCUACUGAAAAUGUUGUCAAAUUAUUCUGUGACUAACUUAUAAGUAUAUUUUGCGCUAAGCUACAUCCUCAAGUUGUGAAAUGUCAGAGGAAAGUACUGUGACAUCUGCAGGUUGUUGCCAUAGUCCCAUAAUUCAGUUCUUCAGGAGUACCUAAAAAGUGGAUGGGAAAGCAUCUACAGAUUACACACUGACAAAAAAGUAUUAAAUAAUCCUGUAAUGUUUGUGAACAGGGGUCAUUCUAUAGUCUCGGCAUACAAAAUGAGUUUCCUGUUUCUUGUUAUUUUAUGUUUUAUAUGGCUUAUCAUAACAUUAACCAUUUAUUUGCAGAUGUAACUUUUAUAACUGAAGUACGAUAAUAUAUAUGCUUGAAGGAUAUAGUUUACAUUUAGUUCACCUGAUAAAACUGGAUAAUUCCGUAAGGAAAUGACAUUUGACAUGAUCUGUAGCUUACAAUGCAUACUGACUCAUAUUCUUUAGAAGAAUUUCAAAUACUUUUAAAGUCGUCGUGCAACAUGAAGCCUGAAUCCCAUAUUAAUCCAAAAUGCAAGUUAUAGUAGGGUUUAAGAAAGCAAAUUUGAAUUGCUACACUGCAGUUGACCACGUUGUUUGCUUUCUUUUCGGACCAAAGUCUUUAUUAUUUUUAGUAAUUUGAAUGAGAAAUCAUGUACAGAACAAACUUUUCUUCCAGUUAAUCUGCAGACUUUACCUUAAUACCUCAGUUUAAGAUGGUCAGAGGAAAAGGGUAACAUUUAGCAGUACAGUGUACAGCAUUAAAAAUAAAAUGUUUUCAUGUACAGAGGCUGGCCUCUUUUCAUCUAACAUAUACAAAUAAAUAUAGAAUCAACAGCAGUAGAGUUUAUUUAGACAUAAAAAUGAGGGUGGGGCUAGACUGGUUUACCUUUUUUUUUUUUUUAAAUGAGAGUGUAUAGUUUGAUGCAGGUUAGCAAGUGAAGGAAUGCUACAUUUUUGCAAAACACUGUUUUCAAAAGAAAAUAAUUUUGUAAUCUUCAGGUGUCUCUCAGUAAAGACGUGUCUUUGAUGUAGGUUACCAAAUGAAGGAGUGCUACAUUUCAUGAAUUAGCGAAGCACUGGUUUCAAAAGAAAAUAAUUUUGUAAUCCUCAGGUAUUACCUACUUCAGUUAUAAUCUGAGUUCAUAUAUGUACCGUUUUGUUUAUUUUUUCUCCCUUGUCUUAAUUAUGUGUCAUAGAAGGAAUGUUGAUAUGCUGCCUCUUAACACAUGAAGGAAAAGUUCACAUUGUGAAAGGCAUUCUUUGACUUUGUGACAAAGUUUAUUUAUUGACUUCUUCUGCUCACUCUUGAGUAGUAACUCUUAACAAUUAUAAGUUGCUGAUUUAACUGCACUUUAAUUCAUAAAAGCAAGAUUUUAUCAAAAGUAAAUUAACAUUCAUUCUGCAAGUUAAUUAGCCAUUAUAUUUUAAGCUAUUUUUGAUAUUAUAUAUAUAAUCUUUUGCAAUGCAACUAUAUUUAUAUACAUAUAUAUAAAUAUAUAUAUAUAUAGAGAGAGACAUAUAUCAGUUUAUCCAAAAAUCAUACAUUCUACAAAUUUUAUAUAGCUUGGAGCUGCUAAACAUUUAUAAAUUUCAUCUUAUCAUUAAUAAGAUAAUAAAUAAAAUUAGAACAGCUUAGUGGUUAUCAUGCCACCUGGAAUCAAUGUAUUUUAUUGUUCUGGUAAUUGUUUUGUUAAUCCAUCCCCAACUUUAUGUAAUGCUGGGACCAGUGUGUUGGAUGGUUCAGUGGACAAGCACCUGGCCUAAAAGUAGAUAGAAAUACUAGUCCCUUGCUGGCUUGCCUCACUCCAGGCCUAUGAAGCUGCAUGAUGGCAUUGGCAAAACUCAGAUGCACUUCAACAAAAAGUAUCGAUUUCAUGCAAGUCAAACCCUGCAGUAUACAAAUGUUUAUGCAUUCAGGGUGCCUUCAAAUAUGAUGGAGGCUUAAAUAUACCAGUAUGAUUUAAACAAAGACAUGAACAACAGCAUGUUCAAAUGUUUCAUCUACUAUCUUUUUGAACUCUUAUUCAGUUUAUGCACAUUUCUUAGCUCCAGCCAUACUACCAACUCUCUUACUUACAACCUCACCUCUGCUGGUGUCCAUUAUUAUUACGGUAGGACUGGUGUUGGGUAAGGAGGUCAUCCAGAGUGGCCAGUAGCCAUGGGCGUUUUAUGGAUAUAUGAAAGUUGUAUCCAAAUGCUAGCUCUACAUGUAGUAAUGUCAAGCAUACUUUGAUUCUUGCCCAGAAGGUGAACGAAACUACACCUUUUUUUUUAAUCUGUUUGCAAAUAUUAGUGAAUGCAUGCAGCUUUUUGGAUUGCACCUCCUCCAGUUUGUUGUUUACAGUUCAAUUUGUUCCUUGCAAUCUGUUUUGUCCAUAAUUCCUAUAGCAGGCUGUACCUACAAAAAAAUGUUCUGACCUUCUAACUCAGAUGACAACGAACCACUAAAGAGAGUGUACCUGCUAGGCUUCUGCAGAGAGCUGUCGGACAACAAACUACCUUGCUUCUGCUGGCUCCAGUAUGAAUAUAUGUUACACUGCAGUGUACCACGCUUUUGGGCACUUAGUGUCUACAACUAGUGCCUAGCUUGCACAGCAUAGCAAGACCUCACCUCCUUUUUGGUACUUACUGUGGUAUAUAUUCCUGUUACAAUUAAAUGAGCCUUAAGUGUAAAUGUGCCAAAAAAGUAAGUGGACUUUCUUCAUACGACUGUUUUUUUUCCCCCAGCUAACCUUAGCAACAUUUCACAGUGUUGUUUCAUUUGCUGUCCCUUAGACAUAAUAAUAAUAAACAUUUAUGCAGAUCCAUAUCUAUUUGGUAGUCUGGCUGUGUCAUCCCAGGUGAAGAAGAGUUUGCAGUUUCUUGUGUAGACUACAACUCUGUGACAUCUGUGUGUUUUAAUGUGCCUAAGAGCACUGCAUUCUGCUACCCAUGAACACCAGCAUCCGAUUGGUAGUAGUAUGCAACUUUAAUGACUGAAUUCAUCCUUCUGUGCAAGAGCAACAUGGUGCUGCCACUUUACAGAAACGAAAUCAUCGUUGUUGCAAAAUUUAAAACAAGUAGCACUUGCCUUCAGUGUCACUGGUCUGGCUUUCUGAAUGGAUUUAUAAAGCCAGUUUUCAUGUCCUGAGCAGAAAAAACACUGAUUAAACAUCAGGGAGGGAAUGAAAGUAGUUGCUAGUAAGUUUGGCAGGAUAUUAUUAAUGUUUUUUUUCACCUUGCUAUAAAACUGAAAAGCAGAGCUACCUUGUAAACAAUAAAAUGUCAGACAGUUUCCAGAUCUUCUGCAAACAUUGCAUUUUACUGUGGUGUCAUACUACACUGCUUUUUGCACAGCUUUGCAAUUACCAGCAAUCAGGACACAGUUGUGUGACCUACAAAAUAUGGCAAACAUAAUAUCCUGAGCUCUGUGUAGGUGCCAGGUUGCAACCUAUUGCCAACAUCAGCUGCCAUGGCAGUUUGGCUAUUGUCUCAGUCCAUUUGUCAGUGCCACUGAACCAGUCCAUCUGCUACAGUUUAUAGUUAUGGUGCACUGCAUCACAACUGUCAGGCCCAAGGGAGAAACUUUUGUGGCAAAAUUUACUUAAAAAGACUUAUGAUCCAUUCAAAAACAUAAACUGCAGCAUGAACGUAGAAAAAUCCUUUGCAUUUCGAUUAACUGUAAAACUUAUUGAAUGUCAUAGUAAUUGAGGGAGGCUACAGUCAUAUUGGUUCCAACUAAAGGCAGCAAUGCAUUAUUCAGCAACGGCAAUAUUUAAUUCUGACACUUUCUGAACUAGAGGGAUAGUGCAGUUAUUUUUUCUGCAGAAAAUACAAUGUUGGCACUUCAUGUUUUUAUCAGCAUUAUCUGUUUUAAUUUUACAAAAUCUAAAUUCAAGUAAGUGUCAUAAAAUGUUGCAAAAGCUAGCUUUUUAAAGUUUAUCCAUCUCAAGUGCAUAUAAUAAGUCUAAAAGUAUUUUCAUAUACACACACAUUGGGUAUGCAUACUUAACACAGCUUUUGAAAUUCAGUUACCUCUUUUCUGUUUGGCAGUUCAAGUUACUCUUUUUUUCUGUAGCUAGAUGUGUUAUCUUUAUUGUUAGCCAGAAUGACUCUGUGCUUAGGGAAAUGCUGAGCAACAGUGGACACUGGUGAAAGAGAAAUAGCAAAAGUUGUUCACAAAGUCUGGCUAAGGGAAACAAAAAUUCAGUAACUUAAUAAGCUUUCUUCCUGCGUUUCAUUAGAUAAGCCAUUUUCCUUAGCUAAAUACAGUCUGUCAUUUCUUCUUGUUAUUUAUUUGUUACUGUUAUGCUUGGUUAUGGUUUGUGCAAUUUGUAGCAAAAUGUGUGCUUUUUAUCUCAGUAGCUUGCACUGAAGAGACUGUGCUGUGUGACAAGUUCAUUAACUUCUAUAAGACCUUUCCUACUCACCCCUCCCCAGUCAGGAAUCAUUAACCAUCAUAGCUAUUCUUAUAUGACUGCCAUCAGGUGGCCUGAAGACCUUCAGCACCACCACAGUAAGAGGCAAGCACACUUUUUAUCUUCUCCAUGAUGGGUUUGUUGCCAGAGUCACAAAAUUGCAUUCAGCUCUAGAGAUUGUGUGUGUCACACAUAUUUCUGUUUACUCUGCAGUUCAAGUAAACAUUUGUAAACCUGUAUCCCAGAAUGACUUCAUCAGAUAUCCACAUAAUCAAAAUGUGAUCUUUUUUCAGAUAUAGUGUUUUAUUAAAAUGGCUGUUUUAUUCACUAGCUUGGAUAAACUACUUAGCUUGUCAUAUUCCAUCCUUAAUAUGUGAAAGUAUCACAGCCCACCUUACCCUUUCUAAUACUUGCAUAUUUUUAGAGUAGGGCAGGAGGCUGGCUAAUAGCAAAUUACAAAGCAGUCUUUGGACAAUUUUCCGGUGAGUGCAAAAUGUAAAUUCUCUUUAGCUCCUAUGCAGUGAUCCUGUAGCUGAUUAUUUUAGUUGUGAGUGACUUCAGUCUUUCAGUAGUCACCAGAGUAACCGGCAGACUGUUUUUCUUUUUAUGCCCCCUGCAUAACAGACUAGGCUUUGUUCCAUGGGGGGGAAAACACCAGAUUUUGUGUCACUGAUUGCAUUUUUAGUUUGCUAUUUUCAGUCUAAAAUGCGCUGAGUGAAGUGCCAGUUACAUGGCAUAGAACUGCAUAUUUUGUAAACUGGUCUAAGAAUCAACAUUACUAAGUUUCAUACAGCUGUAGUGCUGUAAUUCUUUGGUAGUUUACAUGGCAUAUCUUGUGAAUUGUGAACAGUAGCCGCUUACAGCCUUAGAGAAGGGCAGCAGAAUGAACAAUGGCCAAAAAUGUUGUGUGUAUGUAUGCGUGCAGAUUAACUUUUUUUUGUUCAUUUUGUAAGCAAUAAGCUUUAACUGUCAUCUCUUGUUAAUGUAUUGCAAAAGUUAUUGUUCCCUCUUCUGAAUGUUAAGUUUUAGAAGCUGCGUUUAGACAGUACAAUAUCAUACUGUAACUCAGUGUUGUUCUGGACUUUUUUAGCAUUCAACAGGUAAUAAAUGUGUCCUUAUUUCAUGUGUCACAGUCAGGCAUGAUGCUGACACUCACUCCCUAACCACAUUACAUGCAUCUUGUUGCAAUAUGAGAAAAGAAGUGGCUGUUAGUGAUUGCUUAUGUCGUUUGAACAUAUUGAUCACUGAAUGUAAUACCACACUUAAAGAGAACUGUAUUAGUUUUAUAGCCACAUUGUUAAGUCAGAGUUUGUUUCUUGCUCAAAUGUGUGUAUGGUAUGUGUUCAUCUUGGUGCAUAAUGGCUCUCCCUAAAGGAAGGGUAGAUAUUAUCUUCUGUGGUUCUGUUUUUUACAAGAGUAGGAUGUUAAUAUCUUAUGCUGUGCCCUUGACAUCAGUAACUGUAAUAAUGUCAUGGUAAAUCACAAGAAUCUUGUUGCUGACAGGGACAUAGUUACAAUAAAGUCAGUCAUGACAAUUAGUUCAUCUUGUCAGCAGCAGUCAACAUAGGUAGGCUAUUCUUACCUAUUUUACCUAGAUCUUUACCUUCCCUGCCUCCAAAUAUAUGCCACAGCCAGGGUGAUGGAGUGUCUCGUUCCCUGUUUUUGUACUGACAGUCAGUAGCACUUAUGCUGAAAAAAAAAUUGUAAUGUGACAAAUGGGAGUGUUCCAUUUCUUGUUAUACAAGAGCACUGUAAAAUAGUUUUCUGAUUUGUGUCAGAUUAAGAGAGACUAUUUUAUUUUUUCGAGCAAGUGUAAUUAAGAUUACGUAGGACAUGGUCCUCAUAAGAAAUUAUCAAAAUGCAAACCUUUAUGUAAAUUAAUAAAUUGUAUGAAGCCAAA
Molecule: messenger RNA, 10013 nt
Organism: Protopterus annectens (West African lungfish)
Lineage: Eukaryota; Metazoa; Chordata; Ceratodontiformes; Protopteridae
Product: protein spinster homolog 2-like
Exons: 14
Coding region: 1372-2988 (538 amino acids)
Biological process (GO): sphingosine-1-phosphate receptor signaling pathway; transmembrane transport; lipid transport
Cellular component (GO): membrane
Molecular function (GO): sphingolipid intramembrane carrier activity; transmembrane transporter activity
Source: RefSeq, a predicted model, not a curated record